Molecule: messenger RNA, 753 nt
Organism: Peronospora matthiolae
Lineage: Eukaryota; Oomycota; Peronosporomycetes; Peronosporales; Peronosporaceae
Source: the annotation of a GenBank genome assembly
AUGGUUCGUCAGGUGGAUGACGCCAUAAGGGCGCGUCGCAUCGACGACGGGGAUAUGCAAGUUGCAUUUGCCCAGUCAAAUCUGGCAGGACGUGCCAAGACUUGGGCACUGGGGCUCAAGUUGCACGACCCAUAUGCGUUUGGGUCGUUGGAAGUCUUCAAGUCGCGGGUCAGACAAACGUUUGAAACGCCUAGAGCUGAGUUCAGAGCUCGAACCGAACUCUUGAAGCUCAAGCAGGGUAAGCGUGAUGUGCACGCUUACGCGCAACAUAUACGACAUCUCACGAGUUGUAUAAGUUCCAAUCCGGUGGAUGAACACACGUUGGUUUCGGUGUUCAUGCAGGGUCUUGCGGAUGGUCCCGUCAAGACUCACCUGUUCCGGCUUGAACUAGAUUCACUAGAACAAGCCAUUUCCAUUGCGGAGCAGGAAGACUUCAGUCUGAGACAGGCUCGCGCCAGCUCGACAUCAUAUCGUCAACCGAGACGAUAUGACAACGGAGAUCCAGAGCCGAUGGAACUCUGUUAUGUAGAGAGAGAGAAGGCUCGCUCUACAGGCUACAAGAAGUUGCAGAGAUGCAACAGAUGUCAAAAGACAGGACACUACGCUUACGAGUGUAGUGACCCUCGUCCAGUGUCUCGCGACACUGGGCGUAGUGACCGUCCACCCAUGAGAAAGGGGCAGGGACGCGGGUCCGCUGUUGGUGCAAAGACGCAACAACGGGAUGGACCGUCAAAAAACGGACAGGAUCAGUAG